UGAUUGGCUAAUUUCAUAUGCAUAAAGAUGUUAAAUCGAUUAUCGUUAUGUUAUGUUAAUCUUACGAUUGUUAUAAAGAAUUUCUUAUUUUGAAAUUUCAUAUUGUAUAAAUUAUUACAUUUUUAUUGCUAUUGUAUAAUGAAUAGCAAAAAUGCAAACAACCAUUUUACUUCUCAUUAUAAAAGAAAUGAACGAGAAGAAAUGUUAAUAGCACGACCAUUGGAUUUUUCAUUCAAAAAAGCUACUAACUUGAAUGAAUUAGUUAAUCAACAACCUCAGACGGUACGAACUGUUAAAGCACCAAUACGAACGUCCAAAGAUCGUUUUGCAACAAGUACAAUAUGGUUGAGUAAUAAUUUAUUAAGAUCCAUGGAAGGACUUGAGAAUUUUACCAAAGCAGUUCUAGAAGAUCCAACUUGUUUAAGUUGGUUAGAUCUUUCAUUUAACGCAAUCAAUGAAAUCGGAGUAGACAUCACAAAAUUUCCUAAUUUGAAGAUCCUAUAUUUACAUGGAAAUAACAUUUCUAAUAUAAAUGACGUAUUAAAAUUAAGAAAACUCUGUAAUAUGAGAGCCUUAACGUUGCAUGGAAAUCCAAUAGAAACUUUAUCUUACUACAGAGGUUAUAUAAUUAACGUUAUGUCACAAUUAAUCAAUUUAGAUUUUUCUCCAAUAACUAUGUCCGAAAGGAAACGACCAGUACCUGCUGGAUUUUUUAAAAUAAUACAACCUGCUUUGUAAACAUGUCUUCUGCUGAAGUAAAAGCAUUACCCAAACCAAAUCUUCGUAAUUUGCUGUUAAGAAAGGUGAAAAUAGCUUUUAUCGGUAUGACAGUAACUUCAACUCUUACAACAUUAGGCUACAAAGUAUUUAUUGGUGAUGCAAGGAAGAAAAAAUAUGAAGAAUUUUACAAAACGUACGAUCCAGAAGCAAGUCUCAAACGUAUGUGCGAAUCCGGUUAUAUGCAGUCCUGUGGAGAUACUCAUAUAGUUUAUGAGUAAUUAUUUGAAUAAUGUACAUAGUUCGUCAUAGUAAACCGUAUUCAUAUAAAUAUAAAUUAAUUUAAAUAAAAUAUACAUCUGUUAUAUA
Polistes dominula (European paper wasp) is the source of this 1086-nucleotide messenger RNA. RefSeq names its product leucine-rich repeat-containing protein 51. The record is from RefSeq and is a predicted model, not a curated record. NCBI's taxonomy places the organism in Eukaryota, Metazoa, Arthropoda, Insecta, Hymenoptera, Vespidae. Gene Ontology annotation, molecular function: protein binding.